Molecule: messenger RNA, 2356 nt
Organism: Pseudogymnoascus destructans
Lineage: Eukaryota; Fungi; Ascomycota; Leotiomycetes; Thelebolales; Thelebolaceae
Exons: 3
Coding region: 180-1634 (484 amino acids)
Source: RefSeq, a predicted model, not a curated record
AGCGAGCCUCAUUAUUUUUUGGCACCCAGACCACAGCCCAGACCCCCCUCGACCAUACACUUACUUUUUAUUCACCGAUACAUCUUGAGCGCUUCCAUGGGCUAGAGUUCUAUCUACAUUAAAGCCUUCAGUGCCCCCAAGGACGAUAGUUUGCGUCCUUCGACGCCGCUGAACCCACGAUGGCCGAAGACGACACGCAAGCAACGCUGGCCCCCCCUUCCCCUCCAAGCCAGGCCAUCGAAGACCCCGGCGCCCACGAGCUGGAAUCCUCCGACUCCGACGACCACUUCUCCGAUGCCCGUAGCGACCGCGCGGCCUACUCCCGCACCGCAUCCCCCAUCCCCACGACCCGGGUGGAGCGAGUCGACCACGAAGCCAGCUACGGCGAAGUCCCCGGGACAGCAGCCUACGACCAGCGCUCUGAGGACGCCCGACCCGACGAAGUCGCCUUCGUCGAAAAGAAAUCCUCCUCUGCCACCGACCCAGUCCCUCGUCUUCUGACGCCCAUCCCACAGACGGUGCUCGAAGAGGCCCCCCCUUCCCCCAUCCGGGGCCACGCCCACAAGCCCAGCACGCCCAAGGUCUACCCCGCCGACGCCCAGCCCGACCGCAUCAUCCACACCCCGGAUUCUGGGGCUACUUCAGCAGAGGAGGAGGGAGGAGACGUCUCAGGUACGCGGCCGCGCUCUCCUACCUCCCCCUCUGCGCCCAAGUCCGAGACAAGGUCACGAACCUCUAGUGCCGCCAGACCGCCGUCUGUGAGCCACGCGCUACCCCCGCCGGGCGGCGACUACGACGCUGACGCCGACGGUGAUGAGGAUGACGAGGAUGCGGGCUUCGGCGACGACUUUGACGAUUUCGAGGAGGGGGACGAGGACGCGGAGUUUGGGGACUUCGACGACGGGUUCCAGGAGGCGGGUGCACAACCUGUACAGUCUUUACCGCAGAUAGCUUCUUUAUCCCUCCCCCCCCUCUCCUUCGACACCCUCGACUCCCCCGCCGAAGUCCACGCCGCCACAACCCCCUACUUAGACACUCUCUUCCCCCCCUCUCCCCCCGCGGUCACCACCGCCCCACCAACCUCCCUCUUCCCCACCCCCCGCUCCGCUUCCCUCUGGGCCCAACUCAGCGCCCCUCCCCCUCUCAACCCACCAAACUGGCUACGCUCUCGCAUCCGGCGUCUCUUCCUCGUUUCGCUAGGUGUGCCGAUCGACUUGGAUGAAAUCCUCCCAGCGAGCAAGCAAGCGAAACUCAUCCUCCCAUCCACCGCCUCCCCACGCACCUCCUCCGACGCGCGACUCGGGUCAGUGGCCAGGUUACAGGGUGACAGCAACGGGAGUUCCGCCUCCGUCGACUCCUCUGGGAAAUCGAAGAGGCGGCGCGGGCCGCCGCCAGCGCCGGCGCUGGAUCUGGGGGCCGCGAGGAGGUUGUGUAGUACGACUGAUGAAGCGCUAACGGGGCUGAGGGAUGCGGAGCUGAAGGAGCAUGUUGAGGUGUUGGAGGGGUUGAGGGGGGCGGCGGAGGGGGUGCUGGAGUAUUGGACGAGGAGGACGGAUGAGAAGUUGGGGGAUAGGGAGGCGUUUGAGGGGGUGAUUGAGAAUUUGGUGCAGCAUGCUAGGAAGGUUAGGAAAUAGGGGGUGUGGUGUAGGUGCUGUAGGUUGUGAGGGUGGUGGGGUUAGCUGGGCUAUCUCUGCGCUGGAUGGGGUGGUGGGAAGGAGUUGUACGAUGGAGGUGCAUGGCGGGAGUUUUUGUUUUUCUUUAUAUCCUGUACAUGAGAGCGGCGUUAGGGAUACCAGAGGAGACAAGAGUUAAUACAACACUCCCGAUUGCAAAUACAAUUUUCUGGCUCUUAGAUUGCUUGCUCUCGUGCCUUCUACGUGCUGUCAUGCUGUCGUAUCUUCUACGAGCUAUGUCGUCUCGUACACCAGGAUUCAUGGAGUCUCUGAGUUGCAAAUGAUUAUAUAUUUCUAACUCAUACCAUUGAUUAACCCCCUGAUAUAUGCCGUAGCUUCUACAAAUCAUCUAUAUCUACGUGUCAUCCGUAUCUUCUACAAAUCGUCUAUGCCUUCUACGAGCCACUCACGCCUCCUACGUGCCAUCCACACUAUAUCCUCCAUAAAGAACCAUAUCCCUACCCCAUACCCGCACCCACCUCGGCGUCAACCAUUUCUCAUUCGAGAUGCUACGAGGGGUAUAGCAGAGUAAACUAGGGUAGAGUAGAGUAGAAUAGAGUAAUGCCCCAGCCUCUCUUAUAGCGGAAGCCCAUAGAACACGACGGCAACGAUUUCUAAUUCCAGACAUUACUCACAGCAAAGUAGAGUAGACUAGCCCCGCCAGCCCCCCCCCUCCUCUGGCG